This is a messenger RNA of Vitrella brassicaformis, 3738 nucleotides long. Lineage: Eukaryota; Vitrellaceae. The record is from the annotation of a GenBank genome assembly.
GUCGAUGAAGGAAUGAAUGAAUGGAUGGAUGGAUGACUCAAAAUCAGUCGACGGACAACCUCAUCACAUACCUCCUUUGACACUCGUCCUCUGAAGUGCGUCUCUCAGACUGCAAGCAUGUAUUAAUCUGCCCGUUCCCCCCUCUCUCGUGCACACGGAUACAUCCAUCCAUUCAUUGAGUGCCAGAUGCACAGCGCCGCAACAAGCACACGGUUGUGUGCCCUCUGCAGCAUAUGCACCCAUGACGCCACACGCACAGACAUGCACACACACACACCAAGUGAGUCCAGUGAGUGAGAUGAGGAGACACCUGUAAAGGAGAAAAAUCAGGCCCAACGGCGGAGUGAGUUCGAGUAACCUUACUCGGAAUGCAACCAUUGCAAUCAUGCACAACGGAGCGAGCGACCUUCUCAGAGCUAGAGAAGGUCCACUGAUGAGGAAGGGGUUAAUUACUUCGUAGACAGACAGACAGACAGACACGACAGCACCUUCCUGGUUUGAAAAAGAAGGCGACACGGAGCAGAGCAGAACACACACACACGGCAUCAUACGUGCAGAGAAUAGCCGCAUUUUCAGCAAAUGUUAAUACGUUUUGCUGAAGGCCAUGAAGAUACACGCACGCACACACACUUAACACACACACGGGGCACACAUUGGCAUGAGACAGACAGACAGACAGACAGACAGAGAGGCGCAUGGACCAACAGACAAGCACAUACGAGAAACAUCAUGCCCCUGAGAAGACGGGAGAAAAAGAGGCAUCGCACGGACCCACACACCACUCCCACCACACCCGUCUCGAUAAUUGUACAUGCGCCAUAGCAGGCGUACGGGCAAGAUCACCCCUUGCUUGGACGCCCGAUGCCCGCCAUCAUCUCUUCGUUCGCGGGCUCCCUUACUUGACUGAAACAAGAUCCAUCAAUCCAUCUCUCUAUGUCGUUGAUUGAAGAAAGAAUCCCCCCAUCCACAGACACACAGAUGCGGAUGGGUGAUUCAAGAAACAAGACACACAUACACACACACACGUACGCAGAGAGACGGGCAGAGAGAGAGUGAGAGAGAGAAGGAGACCCCUCCAUCCCCUCACACCACACCACACCAUCACUGGAGAGCUGCAAACCCAUCGGUCACGUCGUCUCCCUUGCUGCGGUGGUGCAUCACCCGCCCCAGCAGUGUCGGCCCCCAUGGCGUCCCCUCACACUGCUCACCGACACCAGCACUACCAGCAGCCGACACAGACGCACCACCCCCACCCACCAGCCCCCGCCCCGUGUCGAUCUUGAGCCCGCGGUAGCUCUCGGCGAGGCUGGCACGGCGCGCCAUCUGGGGGCCCUCGACCUCGAGGUCUGCCAGAGGUGUGUCCAUCCGGCUGGGCGACGGACGCACUCGGGGAGAGGGGGGAGAUGGGGAGAGGGAGGGUGGGCUCCAGAUGGUUGCUGUGUGCUGGCUGUGUGUGAUGGUUGAGUAGGGGCAGGGGCAUGGGUGGUGCAGCCAGUGGAGGAAGGACGUGGGCAGGGUGUCCUGCUGGUCCCACACACGCUGCAGCAGCUCCACCGCACCCUCACCAGCACCAACCUGACGAAUGACACACAUGACGCGAGCGAGCGAAUGACACACAUAGAAAGAGAAUGGCUGCCAAUCAACCAUGACACCCCACCCCACUCACCGCAUGAUGGUGUGUCGACACUGGUGUGACGGGCGUCCAGGGCUCCCCCCCGUCAGACGACACCCCCCCAACCGCCCAGCAGUCCUCCUCGUCCCCCCACGCCUUGCUGCUCAGCGAAGGCAGCGGCGACAUCGGCUCCACACCCGUCUGGCUGGGCAGCAGGAUCUUGGCUGCACGCGGGGCGUCGAACCGCUUGGACUGCAGGAUGAGCCGACCGUGGCGGUCUUCGUACAGCCGCACGGACGAAAAGAACGGCUCGGCCGUCAGCACCUGCGACAGCUUCGUGAAGCCGAACGUCGUCGGCUGCAGCAUGGCGCGGAAGCUGCGUGAAUGGCACAGCGCAAACACGAGAAACAGGGGGCAGUGAAUGUGUGUGCACCGCAUCAGGAAUGAUCGGUUCUCUCUCUGCCGUACCCCCGCUUGCGCGCUUGUGUGCGUACCGUUCGAGCAGUCUCUUCUUGAGCUGGGCGAGCACGAUGCCGUUCUGCCGCUCAUCCAGCACCUUGACCAGCCGGUCGCACCACAUCCUCGCCAGCCCCAUGCUCUUGCCCGCACACACAGGCACCCUCUCCGACACAGACACAGUGGGCGACCGGGGCGACAUGCACGACGAUGCAGUGGGGCUACGGGCACCGUCAAUGGACGGGCUCAGCCGGCCAAGCAGGACUGGCCCAGCCAUUUGUGUGCUUGGAGUUGGGCUGGACGGCCGUGUGGUGGUGGUGGUGAUGAGGGUGAAUGGGUCCGGGGAGGCGGGGGGGACCACCGACAGACGGAAGGGGGAGGGCGAUGGGCACGGUGAUGGGGAGGGGGAGGGGGAGGGAAGCGGCGAAGGGGAGGGGUGGUGCUUGGCGGGUGUCUUGGUGCGUGGCUUGAAGUCGGCCAGGGCGGCCUUGGUGAGAUUGUGGCACGCAGAGGACGGCUGCAGCAGACUGAACACCAGACAGACAGACAGACAGAGGAGGCAUGAGUGUGAGUUGGCUGGGGGAUCGGUGCGUGUGGCAGUGUAGCAGGAACUGAACCUGUUUUCGUAUGCGAGGAAGCCGUAUGAGAUGGCGAGUUGGAUCAUGUGGCAAAGCUGCCCCAGGGAGAGCUCCUUGAGGACCCCCGUGGCGGUCUGCUUGAACUCUGCCGCCAUGCCGUAGCGACCGCCCUUGAACUGAUGGUAACCCAGGUUGUGCCCUACACACACCCAUACGCACACAGAGCAGCACGGUGAGCCUGUGUUUGGUGGCGUGUGGUGGCGAGGGGGGUGCGAUGAACUCUCCACUCACUCUUACCUUCUGGCCGUUUGCCGCCCUGUCCAUGCUGCAUGGGUCGCCUGAUCUCGGCGAGGAAGGCCCGCCACACCUCCGCAGCGUAAAGGUUUGACGGGUCCUUGGGAUCAACCCACGAGCCUUCCCGACCUGCACGCACACACAACAUUGCAAUGGACGCAAACACAGAGAGAUGUAGAUGUAGGCACGCCCCGGCACAGCCACCUACCGGCCAGAUAUAUAUAUGUGCCCGACUGCCCGGGCUGCUGCUGCGGUGACGCUGACAAGGCUGAGGGCGACUUGGAGCCCUUGUUGGCCGUCGCGCCACCCACUCGCGACACCUCGUAGCGGUCCAGGGCCGUACAGAUGAAGACCAAGUUGUUCACGUGGUAGGCCGGUGCAUGUCGCUCUUGCAAACGGCGCACCACCUGAUGGCAUAAACACACACACACACACACACACAAACAGGCAUUGCACGAUGGACGGAUACACAGGCAGGCAGGCAGGCAGGCAGGCAGGCAGCGGGCCUUCCUCUGCUCCUUACCUCGCUGGUUGCGGGCCUGAUCUGGUCCCGGUAGAGAGACUCGAGUGCUUCGUCGAGUAUGCGGAGGUCAUCGUUGGGCACUGAGGGGCUGCUGGUGGUGGUGGUGCUGGUUGUGCUGGCGGUAUGCAUGCCGACAGGCAGGGCGAGAUAGAAGGGAAGGGAAACAAGGCGGCUGAGUGUGACCUGACUGGGAGCUGGAAUGGAUGGAUAUGCGCACUCGGGACGGAUGAAGGGAGAGGAAGGGCAGAAUGGCAAAGGAGGUUGCUAGAUCAAAG